This is a messenger RNA of Thalassophryne amazonica, 4215 nucleotides long. RefSeq lists its product as uncharacterized. The record is from RefSeq and is a predicted model, not a curated record. Gene Ontology annotation, molecular function: protein binding; GTPase activator activity. Bases 120 to 3551 code for a protein of 1143 amino acids. Gene Ontology annotation, biological process: signal transduction. Gene Ontology annotation, cellular component: cytoskeleton; cytoplasm. The transcript is spliced from 10 exons. Lineage: Eukaryota; Metazoa; Chordata; Actinopteri; Batrachoidiformes; Batrachoididae.
UCCGUGUGGCGCUGCUGCCGUGCGUCGCCGCUGGUCCACUCAGAGAACCCACUGCAGCUUCUCCUCGACACGCUUUAAUCUCUUCUUUUUGUUCAAGCAUUGUUUACAAUGUGAAGAAAAUGGCCGGGACAAGUUCUGAUUGGGUGGAGAUCUUGGAGCCACGCUCUCGUGAGCGUAUGUAUGUGAACUUGACCACUGGCGAAUGCGGCUGGGAUCCCCCAACUGGAGUUCCCGUACGCCAGGCAGACGGUAACCAGUGGUGGGAGCUGUUUGACCCUCACAGUGGUCGUUUCUACUAUUACAACUCCACUGGGUGCCGCACCGUCUGGCAUCGACCCCAAGGAGCCGAUAUAGUCCCUCUCUCGCAGUUGCAGGCCAUGAAACGUGGCAAUGAGGCAAGGCGGGCAGGAGCAGCCAUGGAAAAGCACCACCAUGGGACCACUGGGAGUAACAGCAGUGUUGGGAGCCAAGCAGGCUGCGCCCCUGCGCUGGAGCAUGAUGUAGACACCACUAUCCCUCGACCCCAAGAGACCAGUGAGGAGGCUGCGAACCCUCAGCCGGUGCCGGCAGUGGACAACAGAUCACAGGGAGAUGGCAACACCACCGAAAACAGCACAGAUGGCAGCAAAGAAUCACAGAGGGGUGUGUCUCAAAGAUGGCAGCCUACACCGGGUUCUAAGGCAGCAAUGCUGGUAAAGGUGAACAGCAUGAGCCGUGGCCAUCCCAGCCCAGCCUUGCAGCAGCACCAUCGGCAGAAUACACCGAGCAAAGCCAACUCCUUCAUUUUGCAGCCCCCUGCCAACAGUACCCAAGGAGGUCACUUAAGCAACUCUCAGGCAUAUAAAACUGGCCCAUCUGGGAAAAUGGCAGCUGACUCACGUCAGGUGCAUCAUCUGAGAAAAGCCAGUAAUGGCAGCUUCUGUUUGGUGACUUCUGAGAAUAGCCAUCCCAGCCCACAUCUUCAUAGGUCACAGACCAGUACGCCACAUCCUGUGUCUCCUCAGUAUGGUUGCACUGCUCCAAUAUAUGAUGAGCCAGUUUCAGACUAUCCCAUAUAUGAUGAACCACCAAUUGACAUGGAGGUAGAGGGCGCACACCUCUACAAUGGGCAACUGUUGUCUCGCUUGACACCUACCCAAAGCCUGCAGAAGUCCAGACUACUCCAGCACCCUGGUUCAUCUAAUCCAGGGUCCAAACACAAGAGAAAUCCUUCUGCAUCAGACUACAGUCCAGCUGGUCUGGAGUGUAUCAAACAUAUGGUUAAUGUGGAUCCCAAACAGGGCCUCACACCUGGUUCUCCUGAACCCACACAAACCCCAUCUCCUCCUGCAAGGCAGGAGCCUGUUGCUACCCAGCCUCAUUCACAUCCUCAGCCCCAGGCCCACUCUCUGCCCCAGACUAGGGGGCAGGUGAGGGACAGAGAGUCAAGCAUCCCAGGACCAAAUACACUGGAAAAGAAACAAAACUGGAGGAUCUUAGAGGCCACUGUGCAGCGUGCCAUGGAGGCACGGCACAGUAGACAAAGCAGCCAGGCAUCACAGGACUUUCCCUCCUCAACUCCACAGGCAACAGCAAAUUAUCAAGACUCUGGCUACUCCACUGGCCCCUCCCCAAGUCUGAGACGAAAGACCAGAAGGAGGGUAGGAGCUCCGGGUGGAGUUGGGGGCAGACCGGGGUCAGUAGGCAGCAGCGGGGAGCUGUCCACCCUCAACGAGAGGCUGAUGGCUGAGAUGAGGGAGGUGGUAAGUCGCUCCAACACAAUGAGGGAGGUGAGGGCAGGACUAGAGCCAGACGUGGGGGACAUGGGAGUGGUACCUCACACACGAUCCCCUGCAGACUCACUCAGGUGGUAUGGAGGAGGUGAAUCAGCAGGCAGAUGUGCAUCACGAGAGGACCUUACUGGUAAUACCCGAUCCCAGAGUAGAGCAAGCAACCACAGCAAUCCUAUGUUAAGCCCCGUGGAGAUGUCAGGGAGGCAGAAAAGGACCUAUGAAAAAGUGGACACUUUGGAAAUCGGUGUCAUCAGCCAGGCCAUCUUAUCUUCACCGGAAACCCCGGGUCCUCCCUCACAGAGAGGUACCCUAGAGCUGCAGGCUGAAUUAGAGAGCAGGAAAAAAGGCAUGGUGGAUGGGCGGACAGCUUCUCUGGGUCCUCACCGCUCCGCCACCCAUGACAACAGAGAAGGCAGUGAUGGGGCAGGACGUUCCUCCUACCAGCUCUCCUACGCCACGUUGCGACAGCCCCCAUCACCUGACAUGGGCAUGGAGGACUGGGCCAGCAAGCACCUCAAUAUGCACACACAAGGCCUGUUCCGUCGCCGUGUUUCCAUUGCUAAUAUGCUGUCGUGGAACCGUGGGUCCAUCAAAAAGCCCAUGCUUGUCACCAGCAAUCGGGCUGUCAGGAAGGAAGCAUGUGAGAUGUUUAAGCUGGUGCAGGCCUACAUGGGAGACAGACCUUCACGUCUGGACCGCCGGCAUUGUGCCCUACUCAUUGUCACCAAGUGCUGGGACAUGCCGGGGCUGCGGGACGAACUGUUCGUGCAGCUGGUGAGGCAGACCACGGGCAAUGCCAGUCCCAGGAGCUUGGCAGCCGGCUGGGAGCUGAUGGCUGUCAACUUGGGCUUUUUUGCUCCUUCGCCCAAAUUUCGCUGCUACCUGGAGGGCUACAUCCAGAGACACACAGAACUUACCAGCGACAAGAAAUGUGAGUCUCAGACAGAGCAACAGGUGACUCAGUUCAUACUGGAACAGCAGGAACUGAAGCUGAAGAAGAAUUCAAAGUCGAGAAAGAAGAGAAAACAGAACACAGAGGAGGAAGAGGGCCUUCCCAUUAGUACGUAUGCCAAGUUCUGCUAUCGUAAACUACAGAAGGUGGCUAUCACUGGAGGCAAAAAGGGCCUACGUAAGCCCACCUUGGAGGAGAUCGACCACAGCAGGCGGGCCAUUAUCACUCCCUCCCUGUUUGGCAGCUCGCUGGAGGAGGUGAUGGAGCGGCAGAGUGAACUCUUUCCAGACCGCAAACUCCCCUGGGUGCAGGUUCAGCUGUCGCAGUACGUUCUGGCUCUCGGCGGGGCCCAGACAGAGGGUAUCUUCAGAGUGCCUGGAGACAUUGAUGAAGUGAAUGCCCUAAAGCUCCAAGUGGACCAGUGGAGGAUCCCAGAGAAUCUGUCUGACCCCAAUGUUCCUGCCUCUCUGAUGAAGCUGUGGUAUCGGGAGCUGGAGGAGCCACUCAUCCCCAUGAAUUUCUACAAGCAGUGUGUCACCAACUGUGAUGAUCCGGUGGCAGCCAUCGCUGUGGUUCAGUCUCUGCCUGAGCUCAACAGGCUGGUCCUCUGCUACUUCAUCAACUUCCUACAGGUGUUUGCUCAGCCGGCCAAUGUGGCUAUAACAAAGAUGGACGUGAACAACCUGGCUAUGGUGAUGGCCCCCAACUGCCUCAGAUGCCAGUCUGAUGAUCCACGAGUCAUUUUUGAGAACACGCGCAAAGAGAUGGCCUUCCUGAGAAUGCUCAUUGUUCACCUGGACACCAGAUUCAUUGACGGCGUGGUUUAGAUUCUUUAGAGUCUAUACCAUAAAGACACCACAGAUGCUGGACCAGUCUUCACCCACUGCAGUCAGACGUCUAUAAUCAUGUAUAAACGCUGACUGUGUUUAAACCACACUGGAAACUCUUCGGUGAGAUAUCACACCUCUCAGCAGGAAACAACAUCACGGUAGCUUGGACUUUGGACAUUGUGCUGUCCUGCUUUCUUCCUGGGAGACACUGCACAUCAGCCGAGCAUUAGCUGUAUUUUUGAUCUUAGAAUCAACAGUGAUGAAGAGCAGAGUAGCAAGUUUGGGAAGCUGUCGUUUGCUUUAAAGCCAUUCUGUUUUAUGGCUGCAUUUUCUAACUGCUGCAUGUUGACAGUGUUUCUGAAUCAGCCGUACUAUGGUAUCAAACCAGGGUAUUGCAGUAUUGAUUUCAGAGAUAUUCACUUGUACAAGAAAAAGAUAACAGUGUGUGUCUGUGUGGGUGUGUUGUCAGAGUGUGAACACAAAUGCUUUUUUUAUCAUGUACAUAAAAUGCUAAAUAUGAAAAGUAAAAGGAAUAUUUUAAGUGUGUGUUAUUACUAAGAUUGCCGGUGCUGUUUUGACAAGUUGUACUAAUAGCCGUUCUGCUUCUCUUUCAUUUCAUGAGAUCAAAUAAAGUCACACCACCAUAAAUUAUUUCUGACAG